AUGGCAAGCAACAAGAGCUUAAUUUGCAUCUUCUUGGCUACAUUUGCUCUUUUGGCUGCAAUUUCUCAAGUGAAGGGCUAUUCGAGCUCUUACUGUGGCCCUUGGUCCCGUUGCGAAGGCCAAACCCUCUAUUGCCCGUCCGAAUGCCCCUCCAGCGAAUCUAAUGAACCUAAGGCUAAGGUUUGCCUUAUCGACUGCUAUUCCCCUAAAUGCAAGGCCGAAUGCAAACAACGUAAACCAAACUGCAACAGCCCCGGAUCAGCAUGCUACGACCCACGUUUCAUCGGGGGAGAUGGCAUUGUGUUCUAUUUCCAUGGCAAGGUCAACCAGCAUUUCAGUUUAAUCUCCGAUUCUAACCUCCAAAUCAACGGUCGUUUCAUCGGCCACCGUCCCACCGGCCGAACCAGGGACUUCACUUGGAUCCAAGCCUUGGGUCUCCUCUUCAACUCCCAUACUUUCUCACUAGAAGCCACCAAAUCCGCCACCUGGGACGGCGGAAUCGACCAUCUCAGAUUCUCCUACGACGGAGAAGAGAUCUCAUUACCUAUCGGUGGUCUAUCCACGUGGCAGUCACGUGAAGAUGGAAUCAAAGUGGAGAGAACUUCUGGAGUGAACAGCGUGAUGGUGACUUUACYWGGAGUGGUGGAGAUUUUGGCAAAUGUGGUGCCUGUUACGUCGGAAGAYGACAAGAUCCAUGGUUACAAAGUGCCUUCCGAUGAUUGCUUUGCUCAUUUAGAARUUCAGUUUAGGUUUUCUGGGCUUUCAGAUGAGGUGGAAGGWGUGUUGGGCAGGACAUAUCAACCGGAUUUCAAGAAUCCGGCGAAACCAGGUGUGGCCAUGGCGGUUGUVGGAGGAGAAGACAAGUACAAAACCACCUCUUUAUUGGCGGCGGACUGUGCAACCUGCAUCUUCGAUUCGAGCAACGAUGCAGCGGAAGAGAAGAUGAAGACGAGGAAGGAGUACGGAACCUUGGAUUGCUCAGCCAAGGGAUUGUUCCAUGGAAAUGGGAUUGUAUGCAAGAAGUGAAAAGAUCUUUGAAGAUCAAUAUGGAAAUAAAAUCAUCAAAAAUGAUGAAUAAAUCGAUAGAUUGAGGUUCAAUCUAUGAACUGAAAUUCCAUCUUGUAACCAAUGUAUUCAUGAUUGAACAGUGGAUGACACUGUGUGCUUACUUGUUAUUAGAUUUUGUUGCAACAUUCUAC
This is a messenger RNA of Cynara cardunculus var. scolymus (artichoke), 1199 nucleotides long. RefSeq lists its product as uncharacterized. The record is from RefSeq and is a predicted model, not a curated record. Lineage: Eukaryota; Viridiplantae; Streptophyta; Magnoliopsida; Asterales; Asteraceae. Bases 1 to 1026 code for a protein of 341 amino acids. The transcript is spliced from 2 exons.